Messenger RNA from Caenorhabditis bovis, 5607 nucleotides. NCBI's taxonomy places the organism in Eukaryota, Metazoa, Nematoda, Chromadorea, Rhabditida, Rhabditidae. The record is from the annotation of a GenBank genome assembly.
AUGAUGUCUUCGGGGGAAGACGAGGAGCAAGCGGCCGCCGAUGAGCAGGAAAGAACCGACCUAUGGCAGCAGACCCUACAGGCUGCUGUCGCUGCUUCAUCAAACCAGGAUCAGACCAAGAAGAGGCCUCAGCAGCGAAAACCCCUUAGGCAACAAAAUGUCAUAGAAAGAUCUGAACGAUCGUUGUUAUGUUUAUCAUUAUCAAAUCCUAUACGAAAAUUAUGCAUAAGUAUAGUUGAAUGGAAGCCUUUCGAAAUUUUAAUCUUGUUAAUGAUAUGUGCAAAUUGUAUCGCUCUAGCCGUAUAUCAACCAUAUCCAGCCCAGGAUUCCGACUCGAAGAACACGAUUCUCGAGAAAAUCGAAUACGUGUUCAUCAUCGUGUUCACAAUAGAAUGUGUGCUCAAAAUCAUCGCGAUGGGGUUUAUAUUUCACCCGGGGGCCUAUUUAAGGAACGCAUGGAAUAUUCUCGAUUUUAUCAUUGUCGUCAUCGGACUUGUGAGUACGAUUUUGUCGAAAAUGUCGAUUCAAGGAUUCGAUGUGAAAGCUUUGCGAGCGUUUCGUGUGCUUCGACCCCUUAGGCUUGUCUCCGGAGUUCCUAGUUUACAAGUCGUGUUGAAUGCUAUCCUUCGCGCCAUGAUCCCUCUUCUCCAUAUUGCAUUGCUUGUUCUUUUCGUCAUCUUGAUCUACGCUAUUAUUGGUUUAGAAUUAUUCUGUGGAAAACUGCACUCAACUUGUGUGGAUCCCGCAACUGGACAACUCGCUCAAAAGAACCCAACGCCUUGUGGAACCGACGGGAGUGCUUUCAAAUGCCGGCCGUCGGACUCCUUGACUAACAUGGGCGUGAAAUGGGAGUGCUCUAGCAACACUUCUUGGGCCGGUCCGAACAAUGGGAUAACCAAUUUUGAUAACUUCGGGCUCGCUAUGCUCACUGUAUUUCAGUGUGUUUCCCUUGAAGGUUGGACAGAAGUGAUGUACUGGGUGAACGAUGCCGUCGGUCGCGAAUGGCCGUGGAUCUAUUUCGUCACUCUCGUCAUCCUUGGAUCAUUCUUCGUCCUCAAUCUCGUUUUGGGAGUGUUGUCCGGAGAGUUCUCCAAAGAACGAGAGAAGGCGCGUGCGAGGGGAUUAUUCCAAAAGUUUCGAGAAAAACAGCAGCUCGAGGAGGAUCUCAAAGGCUAUUUGGACUGGAUCACACAGGCUGAGGAUAUUGAGCCGGUGAAUGAAGAUGAACAGGAGGACGAACCGACGCAACAGAGUGCGGUCGGUGAAGAAGCCGACGAGGAAGGAGAGGAACGUGUGGAAGAUGUGAGGCCCAGUAAAUGGGCGGCUAGGAUGAAACGAUUAGAAAAGAUGAACCGAAGGUGUCGAAGAGCCUGCAGAAGACUUGUCAAAAGCCAGACAUUCUACUGGCUUGUCAUUCUUCUCGUGUUUUUGAACACUCUUGUACUGACCUCAGAACAUUACGGUCAAUCGGAAUGGCUUGAUCACUUCCAAACGAUGGCUAAUCUGUUCUUCGUGGUUCUUUUCUCAAUGGAAAUGCUUCUGAAGAUGUACUCUCUUGGAUUCACCACCUAUACCACAUCACAGUUCAACCGAUUCGAUUGUUUUGUUGUCAUCAGUUCAAUCCUCGAGUUCGUCUUAGUCUACUUCGAUUUGAUGAAGCCUCUCGGUGUGUCUGUGUUGCGUUCGGCACGUCUUCUGAGAAUCUUCAAAGUCACCAAAUAUUGGACUUCUCUUCGCAAUCUCGUCUCAUCGCUGUUGAAUUCGCUUCGAUCGAUCAUCUCCCUCUUGUUGCUUCUCUUCUUGUUCAUCGUCAUCUUCGCGUUGCUCGGAAUGCAAGUGUUCGGAGGAAAAUUCAAUUUUGCCCCGCAACAGCCGAAACCACGUGCCAACUUCGACACGUUCGUCCAGUCGCUCCUCACCGUGUUCCAGAUUCUCACCGGUGAAGAUUGGAACACCGUCAUGUACCAUGGAAUCGAAUCAUUCGGCGGAGUCGGAACCCUUGGAGUCGUUGUCUGCAUCUACUAUAUCGUUCUAUUCAUCUGCGGUAACUACAUUCUCCUAAAUGUCUUCUUGGCUAUCGCUGUCGAUAAUCUUGCCGAUGCCGAUAGUUUAACGAAUGCCGAGAAGGAAGAAGAGCAACAAGAAUUAGAAGGAGAAGAGGAGGAGUUCGAUGAAGGAGAGGAAGAAGGUGAUGAACAUCUGGAUGCUGAUGAAGGGGAAGGAGACGAGGAAGUGUCGCCAAGGCCUAGGAGAAUGAGUGAAAUGCCGACGACGAAUGUGAUUAAACCGAUUCCGAAAGCAUCAUCCUUGUUCAUCUUGAGCCACACAAAUCCAUUCCGUGUGUUCUGCAAUAAGGUCGUCAAUCAUUCCUACUUCACCAACUCGGUCCUCGUCUGCAUUCUCGUCUCAUCCGCCAUGUUAGCCGCUGAAGAUCCGCUGCAGGCAGAUUCGGCAAGAAACAAGAUUUUGAACUACUUUGAUUAUUUCUUCACAACUGUUUUCACUGUGGAGAUCACGUUGAAGGUCAUUGUGUUCGGAUUGGUUUUCCAUAAGGGAUCAUUCUGUCGCAACGCGUUCAAUCUGCUUGAUAUCCUUGUCGUCGCUGUCUCUCUUGCAUCAUUCGGUCUUCAAACUGAAGCGAUUUCUGUCGUCAAAAUUCUUCGUGUGCUCCGUGUGCUCCGCCCACUUCGUGCCAUCAAUCGCGCCAAAGGUCUCAAGCACGUCGUGCAAUGUGUGAUUGUGGCUGUCAAGACUAUCGGUAACAUCAUGUUGGUCACAUUCAUGCUACAGUUCAUGUUUGCGAUUAUUGGCGUCCAAUUGUUCAAAGGAACAUUCUUCCAAUGCAAUGAUUUGUCGAAGAUGACGGAAGCCGAGUGUCGCGGAGAAUACAUUCAUUAUGAAGAUGGUGAUCCAACGAAGCCUGUGUCGAAGAAAAGGGUCUGGUCGAACAAUGACUUCAAUUUUGACAAUGUUGGAGAUGCUAUGGUUUCCCUUUUCGUCGUGUCCACUUUCGAAGGAUGGCCACAACUUCUGUACGUUGCCAUCGAUUCCAAUGAAGAAGACGUCGGACCUGUGCACAAUUCCCGCCAAGCUGUAGCCCUAUUCUUCAUCGCUUUCAUCAUCGUCAUCGCAUUCUUCAUGAUGAACAUCUUCGUCGGUUUCGUUAUCGUUACUUUCCAAAACGAAGGAGAACGCGAAUACGAGAACUGCGAGCUGGACAAGAAUCAGAGGAAGUGCAUCGAGUUCGCGCUCAAGGCAAAACCACAUAGACGCUACAUUCCACGGAAUCGACUUCAAUAUCGUGUCUGGUGGUUUGUCACCUCUCGGGCGUUCGAAUACGGCAUAUUCCUGAUCAUCGUGAUGAAUACGAUAUUUCUGGCGUGCAAGCAUUAUCCAAGUUCGAAAGGAUUCGAAGAAUUCCUCGAUGUUUUCAAUUUAAUAUUCACUGGAGUUUUCGCGUUCGAAGCGGUUCUCAAAAUUGUCGCGCUAAACCCAAAGAAUUAUAUAUCGGAUCGUUGGAAUGUGUUCGAUCUUCUCGUUGUCGUCGGAUCGUUUAUUGAUAUUACCUACGGAAAGCUGAAUCCAGGCGGAACAAACCUGAUUUCGAUCAACUUUUUCCGAUUAUUCCGUGUCAUGAGAUUAGUCAAACUGCUAUCAAGAGGAGAAGGUAUACGGACGCUUCUCUGGACCUUCAUGAAAUCCUUCCAAGCUCUUCCAUAUGUCGCCCUUCUCAUUGUGCUUCUUUUCUUCAUCUACGCUGUAAUCGGAAUGCAAUUCUUCGGAAAAGUCGCACUCGAUGAUUCAACGUCUAUACACCGGAACAAUAAUUUCCAUUCGUUUCCGGCGGCGAUAUUGGUGCUAUUUAGGAGUGCCACAGGAGAAGCCUGGCAAGAAAUCAUGCUCUCAUGCUCGGACCGAGAAGAUGUUCGGUGCGAUCCGUUGUCCGAUGAAUACAAGAGGAAUGAGAAUCUAACGAGACUUCAUAAUGAGACGCGGUGCGGAAACAAUUUCGCUUAUCCAUACUUCAUCUCAUUCUUCAUGCUUUGCUCAUUCCUGGUUAUUAACUUGUUCGUGGCCGUCAUUAUGGACAACUUCGAUUAUCUGACAAGAGAUUGGUCGAUUCUCGGACCGCACCAUUUAGAGGAAUUUGUGAGGCUAUGGUCCGAAUACGAUCCAGACGCUAAGGGUAGAAUCAAGCAUUUGGAUGUGGUAACGUUGCUACGGAAAAUAUCUCCGCCGCUUGGCUUCGGAAAAUUGUGUCCGCAUAGAUUGGCUUGCAAGAGAUUAGUGUCAAUGAAUAUGCCAUUGAAUUCCGAUGGAACUGUCUGCUUCAAUGCCACACUGUUCGCGUUGGUUCGCACUAACCUCAAAAUCUACACUGAGGGAAACAUUGACGACGCGAAUGAGCAACUACGAUCUGCGAUACGGCGAAUUUGGAAGCGAACAUCACUGAAAAUGCUUGACGAAGUCGUACCGCCGGCUGGAAAAGAGGAUGAUGUGACAGUCGGCAAGUUCUACGCGACAUUCCUCAUUCAAGAUUAUUUCCGACGCUUCAAAAAGCGCAAAGAACUUGAGGCGAAAGGAAUUGUGCCGACGCAAACGCCGCAGGCAAUGGCGCUUCAGGCCGGCCUUCGCACAUUGCAUGAGAUUGGUCCAGAACUGAAGCGGGCAAUCUCCGGAAAUCUCGAGACCGAUUUCAAUUUCGACGAUCCCGAACCGCAGCAUAGACGGCCGCAUUCGCUUUUCAACAAUCUUGUGCACCGCCUAUCCGGCGCGAAAUCCCCAACGGAAGAGAAAAUGGAACGCGGCUCGACAUUGCUGCCCUACCAACCUCGAUCCUUCUCGCCGACUCAUUCGUUGGCGGGGGCUGAAGGAUCGCCGGUUCCAUCCCAACAAUCAAGAUCCGGCCCGAUCAACUCAUCGAUCAAUUUACCGUUGAAUGGCUCUGCUCGUCGCUUACCACUUCUUCCGCCUUACGCGAAUCACGUCACUGAUGAGACAAUGGAUGGGUUGAGGUAUCGGGAUACUGGAAAUCGUGCUGGAAUUGACACCUCCCAUAAUCGGGUAGUGUUUGCUAACAGAAAUCUGCCUGUUGAUCCUGACGAAGAAGAUGAAUGGAUGAGACGCGGCUUGAACCGCAAUGAUAGCAACCGUCGUACCCUUCCUCCGAUCAAGGACCCAAUGGUGAUGGCUCGUGGAGCUGCAUUAGCGAUCGCUGGGAUGUCGUCGGAAGCUUAUGAAGGAACAUACCGACCAGUUGGAGAGGGAAAAUCGGUCCGUCUGCCGUUCUCCUCGAGACCUGUUCUCCGACCGGCAGAGGACUCGAGGCCCGCUGAUAGAUUAAUCGGACAAUCAUUGGGUCUUGGAAGAUACACCGACCCGCGAGUAGUCGGUGCCGCUCGUCGCGAAAUCGAAGAAGCGUACUCGCUGGGCGAGCGCGAAAUCGACAUGGCGGCUGACUCGCUUGCUCCGUUGAUGCAGCACGUCGGAAUGCACGAUAUUCGCGACAUCAACGAGAACUCGCGCAACGCCUUAUUAAGGCCAGCCGAUGGCGAUCCAUCGACGAGCGGCUCGCAAGAAGACCUCCUUCUCGUCACAACCUUAUAA